Molecule: messenger RNA, 657 nt
Organism: Hansenula ciferrii
Lineage: Eukaryota; Fungi; Ascomycota; Saccharomycetes; Phaffomycetales; Wickerhamomycetaceae
Gene: SLD5
Product: DNA replication protein SLD5
Exons: 2
Coding region: 1-657 (218 amino acids)
Biological process (GO): DNA-templated DNA replication; double-strand break repair via break-induced replication
Cellular component (GO): GINS complex
Source: RefSeq, a predicted model, not a curated record
AUGGAUGUUGAUAUUGGUUUUGAUGAUAUUUUACGUGAUUUCGAAAGAGAUUCCCGUCCAAAUGAGGCUAAUAUCACCAAGUUAAAAGAAGAUGAUAUACAAGAAUUAACACAAGCAUGGAUUUCAGAACGUAUGUCACCAGAAUUAUUAGAUUAUAAAGAUUCAUUGAUUGAAAGAUUAUUAUCAAGAAUAAGAGAACAAGUUGAAUAUAUUGAAUUGAACUCUAUAGAACUACAGACACAAGAGAAAGAUAUCAAAUUACAAUUGAUGAUUAUAGAAUCAGAAUUAGAUCGUGUGAAUUUUAUACUGAGAUCAUAUCUACGAACAAGAAAUGAUGAGGAUAUAGUCAAAAGACUAUCUGAACAUGAAACUGCAUAUAUGGAAAAACAUUUCGCUUCAUUAAUUCAAUUAUAUAAUUCAUUAUUCCUUUCACAAUUACCUCAACAUUUACAGGCUUUAGAUGAUACAAGUGGUGGUCAAUCAAUGAUUGAAGAACCAAAUUUUCAAAAACCAGUUUUUCUAAAAGUUUUGGAAGAUAUACCGCAAAAUAUAGCUAUUGGUGAUGAAGAAAUUGAACUAACAAAAGGUAAUAUUUAUCUUAUUAGAUAUUCUGCUAUACAGAAAUAUGUACACUCUGGUGAUGUUGCUCUUAUAUAG